AUGUCUUCAAUCAAGGUGAGAACGUGCACCACGGAGUACAAUGUUUCCAACGUUGCUCUCGACGCAAAAAGAACGAGUGAAACGGAGACUUCGUUUUCUCGAUCACCCACGGUAGAAGCGACCCUAUUCACGGCUAUGUCACUUCGCAGGGAAAGGAAUCCCACAAAACACUCAGUUCCUCACGGAACUUCCUCCGGGCGGGAUCACGAAUUGCGGCACACCAAGGGCGCGGCCAUCUUGCAGCAGAGCCAGCCGAACCCACGACAACUAAACACAGAUCACUUCGCAAUAUGUCGUCACGGAGACUCCGACUUUCAAGCCUGGCUUUUCUUUUCUUUUGCCCUCAAUUUCACGGAGUUGUUUCUGAUGAUGUGUCUCAAGUGCUUUCCAUCAUACCGAAGACCGAACUUGAAAUUGGAAAAAUUGUUGAAGCCCGAAGUCGUUUUGUGUUGGAUUUCUGGAGUGGGGAGAAUCGGGUGGACGUUGGCAAGCCUGUUGAUUGGGGAGAAUCGGGUGGACGUUGGCAAGCCUGUUGAUGUGCGUGCUUCGGGUGAUGAACUGAAGAAUUUCAAAGAUUAUCUGCGAGGAAACAGCAUUCAGUAUACCAUUCAGAUUGAGAAUGUGGAUGCUUUCAUAGCAGAGCAAGCACUUGUGUCUUCAAGGACAGCAGUCUCAGAGAGAUCAGUAUUCAACUUCCAUGACUACCACCAGGUGUCACUUAUGGAAAAACAGCUCCUGGCUUGGGAAAGACAGUAUGGAGUCAAAAGAGCCUUUGCUCACUCUAUUGGCUCUUCAUUUCAAGGAAGGGACAUUCUUGGCAUGAAGGUUUCAUUUGGUGAAACUGACAGACCUCUGAUUGUGAUUGAAGCAGGAAUUUUCCAACAGCCUGGGGUGAGCCAGGGGGUUCAACUGACCCAUGCUCUGAACUGCAUCAAGGACCCAGAGCAGCUUCAGAACCAGAGUCAAGAGCCUUGA
Messenger RNA from Notodromas monacha, 975 nucleotides. NCBI's taxonomy places the organism in Eukaryota, Metazoa, Arthropoda, Ostracoda, Podocopida, Cyprididae. The record is from the annotation of a GenBank genome assembly.